Psilocybe cubensis is the source of this 249-nucleotide messenger RNA. RefSeq lists its product as uncharacterized. Lineage: Eukaryota; Fungi; Basidiomycota; Agaricomycetes; Agaricales; Agrocybaceae. The record is from RefSeq and is a predicted model, not a curated record. The transcript is spliced from 5 exons. The coding region runs from base 1 to 249 and encodes 82 amino acids.
AUGAGAUGCCUUUAUUUAUCCAGUCUUACUCCCAUAACCACAGAUACAACUAAAAUCAGUGGCAGCGUUAUCAUCAUGGCUCGUUUCUACAUGGCAUUUAUGAUCAUUGCGUGCUGGGUGUCCCCACUGAUACUUGCGAGUCCAAUUGCAGUCGAGAAUCGAGGGCUUGAUGUAGCCAAUGCUAUUGUGGCAAGAGAUAAUGAUUGUUCCUUCCCUCGUCGCCGUCAGGAUGACUCCACUUGCAGUUGA